CUAAGCCCUGCCCACGCUCCCUGUCCUGUCGCCCAGGCUCGCCCCUGCUGGGAGUCUAACUUUGAAUCCUGCUAGCUCGGGCGCGCCCAGUCUAAGAUUCCAGGCGCUGGGCGCUGGGUGGUCUCUGCUCGCCGGCUUGGCCCUGAGAUUGCCACCGGUUCUGCGCGUUCUCCCGUUGGGUUUGGCGCUUUCUCCCUGCUUAGAGAGAGCACCACCGUGCUGUGCGGCAGUCCCUGGACGCAGACAAUGGAGGCGGCGCUGGCAGUGACCCGGCUGCCCCCACACGACCCGAGGACGCCAGCACUGUCGGUGGUGGACAUGCACACAGGCGGCGAGCCUCUGCGCAUCGUGCACGCCGGGUGUCCGGAGGUGGCAGGGCCCACGUUGCUGGCCAAGCGUCGCUACAUGCGUCAACACCUCGACUACAUCCGGCGGCGGCUCGUGUUCGAGCCCCGCGGCCACCGGGACAUGUACGGGGCCAUCCUGGUGCCCAGUGAGCUUCCAGACGCGCACCUAGGCGUCCUGUUCUUGCACAACGAAGGCUACAGCUCCAUGUGCGGUCACGCGGUGCUAGCGCUGGGUCGCUUCGCGCUCGACUUCGGACUGGUGCCCGCUCCCCCAGAAGGCUCCCGGGAGGCCCAGGUCAACAUCCACUGCCCGUGUGGUCUGGUGACCGCCUUCGUGGAGUGUGAAGGUGGCCGCAGUUGCGGCCCUGUGCGCUUCCACAGCGUCCCAGCCUUUGUCCUGGCCUCAGACCUCACAGUGGAUGUUCCUGGCCAUGGAAAGGUGCUGGUGGACAUUGCAUAUGGUGGGGCAUUUUAUGCAUUUGUUAGUGCAGAAAAAUUAGGACUUGAUGUGUGUUCUGCGAAGACGAGGGACCUUGUGGAUGCGGCGAGCGCAUUGACAGGAGCCGUGAAAGCACAGUUUAAAAUCAACCAUCCUGAGAGUGAAGACCUUGGUUUUUUGUAUGGAUCCAUCUUGACGGAUGGAAAAGAUGCUUAUAGUGAGGAAGCCACCACCAACAUCUGCGUGUUUGCCGAUGAACAGGUUGACAGAAGCCCCACCGGCUCGGGAGUGACAGCCAGAAUUGCUCUGCAGUAUCAUAAGGGGCUCCUGCAGCUGAACCAGACCAGAGCCUUCAAAAGCAGCGCAACUGGCUCCGUGUUCACAGGCUGUGCCGUGAGGGAAGCAAAGUGUGGAGAUUUCAAAGCUGUCAUAGUGGAAGUUGCAGGACAAGCUCAUUACACAGGGACAGCAAACUUGACAGUAGAAGAUGGUGACCCACUAAGGGAUGGCUUUCUUCUCAAGUGACUUUUUUUUUCCAUAUGUUUUAAAGGUUUUGCUUAGAAAGUAAUUACCUGGGCUGGUGAGAUGGCUCAGUGGGUAAGAGCACCGGACUGCUCUUCCGAAGGUCUGAAGUUCAAAUCCCA
Mus caroli (Ryukyu mouse) is the source of this 1430-nucleotide messenger RNA. RefSeq names its product trans-L-3-hydroxyproline dehydratase (gene L3hypdh). Gene Ontology annotation, molecular function: hydro-lyase activity. The record is from RefSeq and is a predicted model, not a curated record. Lineage: Eukaryota; Metazoa; Chordata; Mammalia; Rodentia; Muridae.